Mytilinidion resinicola is the source of this 474-nucleotide messenger RNA. RefSeq lists its product as uncharacterized. The record is from RefSeq and is a predicted model, not a curated record. NCBI's taxonomy places the organism in Eukaryota, Fungi, Ascomycota, Dothideomycetes, Mytilinidiales, Mytilinidiaceae. The transcript has a single exon. Bases 1 to 474 code for a protein of 157 amino acids.
AUGAAGUAUAUCAAGAACGCCAAGUCCGGCGCGACGGGCAAGCGCAUUCACCACUGCAAUGCCUGCAAUGCAGCCAUUAAAGAUAGUUGUAUCGGAACCCACGUAGAGUAUUGUGAGGAGUGCGGGCACAUAUUUGCCCUCAAGCAUGGAUGCUCCCAGCAUCCAUACUUGGAUGGACACAACCUCGACAAAGAGGCCGCGUUCAAGAAUCGUCCUAAGAACCGAGUAGUCCAGCUCUGCGGUUUCGGCAAGAAGAAGGUCGAAGAGCCUAAGGAAGAGAAACCUGGGCCAGCGUUCGACACCGACUGGCAUGCCCCAGAGGGAAAGCGACGAUUCUAUCGUCGCAAAAAGAAUAAGGAUGGGAACAAGGAGGAUGAAGCGGCGGAUGGAAAGCAGAAGGCUUCCACGGGCCCUCCAAAGCAGAGGAAGAAGGGUGCAAAGACCCGGAAGGGCGCACAGACGGCGGCCUUUUAA